This is a messenger RNA of Arxiozyma heterogenica, 1110 nucleotides long. RefSeq names its product mRNA splicing protein PRP45 (gene PRP45). Gene Ontology annotation, cellular component: spliceosomal complex. Gene Ontology annotation, biological process: mRNA splicing, via spliceosome. Bases 1 to 1110 code for a protein of 369 amino acids. The record is from RefSeq and is a predicted model, not a curated record. The transcript has a single exon. Lineage: Eukaryota; Fungi; Ascomycota; Saccharomycetes; Saccharomycetales; Saccharomycetaceae.
AUGACUUUUAGUUCUCUUUUGCCUGAUCCAAAGCACGAAAUAAAACCGAUAGAAAAUACUCGUGAAGCUGGUAAGAAUAUAGUGAGAGCUCUCACAGAUGAUAGAUAUGAAUCAAAUCAACCACAAGAUAGUGAGCCUAGUAGUAUAGAAAUAUCGUUCAAUAAUAUUGCAUCUCGAGUACGGUUGCAGGAUUUUAUUCCACUUCGAUAUGAGAAUUUUAACUUGGAGAUACCUUACCCAUCUGCUGAAGAAAUAGAUAAAACAUAUAAACGUACGUAUGAACAUUUCCAAAACCUGUUAUCUAAGAACAUCAAAAAACCGGUUUCUAGUGCUACUAAUGAAACAAUAACUGCUGGUAAUGGUCGUAAAAUUCGUGUUGUCACUAAGGUUCAGGAUCCAUUACAACCAAAGAUGAUUAAAACAGCAAAGAAAGUCUAUGUUCCAUCUAAUGAAGAAGAAUCUAUUCAACCACAAUUGUAUGUGUCUUCAAAUACCAGUGGUCAAGAGAUAAGUAAAAAAAUGAAAAAUGAAUGGAGAAUCCCUUCAUUUGUGUCUCAAUGGAAGAAUCCUAAAGGUUAUGCAAUUUCAUCUCGUGGAGGUGGAAAACAUGGAGAAUCACAGGAGAUUAAUCAAGGUUUUAUCGAUUUAGCUAAUGCGUUAGAACAGGCAGAUAGGAAGGCUAGAUUGAAAUUACAAGAGAAAAAAAAGGCUAAGAUUAGAGAAUUAAAUAAAGUAAUGAAGGAAAGAGAACAGAAGUUAAACAGAAUUGCAAAAGAAGCAAGACAGAAUAAGUUAGUAUCAGGUCAUAAUUAUCAAAGAAGCAAUAGCAAAUCAUUAAAUUCUAGAGAUAUUUCUGAAAAGAUAAAAUUGUAUCAAAAAGAAACAACUAAAAAGAAAGAUACAGUUAGUUAUGAUUCAAGGUUAUAUACUAAGGGAAUUGUAAGUGGUAAAAGUAGGCUAGAAGAUGCAUACGAUAACCCAUUAUUUGUACAACAGAAUAUUGAUAGCAUCUAUCGUGUGAAAUAUAACAAGAGUGAAGGCAAUACCGAUGAUGGUGAGAGUAUUAUGAGUAAUGGGCCUGUAGAAUUUACAAAAGCAGAACGCAAAUGA